Chaetomium strumarium is the source of this 1152-nucleotide messenger RNA. RefSeq lists its product as uncharacterized. Gene Ontology annotation, biological process: mRNA splicing, via spliceosome. The coding region runs from base 275 to 868 and encodes 197 amino acids. Gene Ontology annotation, cellular component: precatalytic spliceosome; U2-type prespliceosome; U1 snRNP. The record is from RefSeq and is a predicted model, not a curated record. The transcript has 6 exons. Gene Ontology annotation, molecular function: mRNA binding; U1 snRNA binding. Lineage: Eukaryota; Fungi; Ascomycota; Sordariomycetes; Sordariales; Chaetomiaceae.
GGUCGCUCAUGCUUUUGAAGCUCCCUGUCCGCUUUGCGCGAACAUUCCAACCUCUCAACUUUCCAUCAAUCUUUUUUUGAACCCAUCCAUCGAUCAACCGGUUUGCUUAGCUAUUUUCAUCUCGCCGACAACGGCAUUGUUCGAUUCAUUUGAAAGAGCUUCACCUGCUGUGGGAAGCCAAAGGCUCAGAGCAGGCCAACUGCUGCAUCUCACUCACUUCACCUUUCUCAGGCUGCCACGGUCAAUCUGAACAUCGCGCUUACCGCCCGCCAAUAUGUCGCGCAACGGAACCACCCUCUACGUGACCGGCUUUAGCCACGGUACUCGCGCGCGCGACCUCGCGUACGAAUUCGAGCGCUACGGAAGAUUGGUCAGGUGUGAUAUCCCGGCCCCUCGCUCUGCGAGCAGCAGGCUGUUUGCGUUUGUGGAGUACGAGGAUCGCCGCGAUGCGGAUGAUGCGUACCAUGACAUGCACAACAAGCGCAUUGGGCGCGACGACAUCCUUAAGAUUGAAUGGGCUCGCACUCCUCCGUCCGCGUCGUGGCGGUUUGACCGCAGUGACCGGGACCGUGGGCCUCGGCGUUCCUCUCCUCGCCGUAGGUCUCCUAGCCCCCGCCGCCGGGAUUAUUCGCCUCGCAAGGACGAUCGUCGCGACCGGGACCGCGACCGAGACUAUGAUCGUGACCGCCGCGACACCCGUGAUCGCUCCCGCAGCCCCGUGGAUCGCGAUAGGGACCGUGAGAUGAAGGACCGCGACCGCGACCGCGAUGAGCGUGACCGCCGGGAGAAUGGCGCCAACGAUGACGACAGGAAGCCCAUCGAUAGCCCUGGACGGCCGGCCCAUGACGACCUGGACGUCGCCGAGUAAUGACGGCGUCUCCUUCACGGUUUCUGGCUGUAAGAAUGCUUGCACACUUGGUCUGCUCUUUCCUCGUCCGGUGGACUACUGAUGUUGGGCGCCUCUGGGCUUUCAACUUGACCAAGCUUUCAUUCUCAUUUCUAGCUUCACACGGCCGGGCCCAGUUCAUCGGUUCCGUGUUUCACGGAUGCGUUCCAAUAUCGAUGGUACGGGAGAGGCACUGGCAGCGGCGAAUCCUGGAGACCGAACGUAGAUCUGACUCUGCAGUCAGCUUUUCUCUUCACCUUCUCAAC